AUGGCUGCGCUAACGAAAAAUUAUUUCAGACGGUACACUCUGAGGGAGCUUGAGGCGGCCACCAAUGGGCCCUGUGAAGAGAAUGUGAUUGGGGAAGGUGGGUAUGGGAUUGUUUACAGUGGGAUUCUCAGUGAUGGGACUAAAGUCGCUGUUAAGAACUUGUUGAAUAACAGGCAAGAUUUGAUGAGAAAUUUUGGUUUUCUAAUUGGCCAUGGAUUGGAAUUCCUAAACCUUGCUAAAACAGGAAAGCUCAAAACUAAAAAUAGAAGGGUAGACAUGGAUCGAAAGAGAAAGAGGAAGAUUGUGACAACUCUAGUAGAUCAUGGCACUAUUGAUACCAUUGCCACAUCCGACCGAUGGUCUGUAUGGAGGGAUAAUUUGGCUACUGAGAUGUUUAAUGAGUGGAUGGGAAAUAGAGCAACAUAA
Messenger RNA from Prunus armeniaca (apricot), 426 nucleotides. The record is from the annotation of a GenBank genome assembly. Lineage: Eukaryota; Viridiplantae; Streptophyta; Magnoliopsida; Rosales; Rosaceae.